Messenger RNA from Terrapene triunguis (Three-toed box turtle), 912 nucleotides. Its product is annotated as sodium/hydrogen exchanger 10-like. Gene Ontology annotation, biological process: proton transmembrane transport. Gene Ontology annotation, cellular component: membrane. The record is from RefSeq and is a predicted model, not a curated record. NCBI's taxonomy places the organism in Eukaryota, Metazoa, Chordata, Testudines, Emydidae. The transcript is spliced from 5 exons. Bases 364 to 912 code for a protein of 182 amino acids. Gene Ontology annotation, molecular function: sodium:proton antiporter activity.
CUUCCUAGCGCGAACACGGCCACGCUGAGCAUCUGAAAGGGCGGGCGAGGCCGGGCCUAAAACUAACCGAGAGAGGGCUCUGGUGGACCCUGUGGGAACAGGAAAGGUUGAGCCUGGGCGCUGCCCGCAGAGGGAUCCGGCUCCUGGGACGGCCCCUCGCCACCUCCUUCUGAGGACUGGGUGGGAGAAGGGCUCCCAGGACCUGCGCUGAGCCUUUGCAGUGGGCAAGUGGGGAAUCCAUCCUUGCAGUGAGAAGGCCCAUCUAGGACUUAGGCCAGUGCCGUGGUGCCCCUUCUCUCCACUCGGGGGUGGGGGUCCCUGUCUGUGAGCCCCGUGAAUUGAGUGACACAGGGCUCAGGCAGGAUGAGCGCCAUAAACAGCAGCUUUUUCUCGGUGGAGACCGAGUUCCAUGGACAAUACCAUAUCAUACGGACGAAGCCGCCAUUCGUUGUGCUGCUAGUGUUUGUGAGCUGUGCCCUGGGAGCUCUGUUGAGGAUCAUUCUGAAGGAAUCAAACAUUCCUAUUAAUGUAAUUCUUUGUUUGACUGGAGUUCUCCUUGGAGUAGUGGGCUACUUUGUAAAGGAGUUUACUAUUUUGACAGAAUACAUUGCAAAGAUUGAUCCGAUCCUGUUUCUUCAUAUGUUCACACCUGCUAUAAUAUUUACUGCUGCUUUUGAAAUGGAUUUUUAUAUAUUUCGGAAAUCAUUUUGGCAGAUAUUGCUACUUUCAGUUCCUGGCUUUUUGCUGAAUUUUACUUUAAUUGGAUGCUUAACUUAUAAAAUCAAUGAGUAUAACUGGAACUGGCACGUUAGCAUGUUGUUUGGAAUCAUUCUUAGCACAACAGAUCCUAUCCUCUCUGUGGCUUCUGUGAAAAACAUUGCUGUAGCUAAAGCUUCCCCCAAAAACUUCUGA